AUGUCCUCUACUUCUGCUUCUGCUUCUGCGACAACAACGUACUCAUUCAGCUACACCACCUUCACCAACCCGACUCCCGUUGCCUUUACGAAACCCACCGAGUUCCCUACCAUCUUCUCCUUCGGUAGCGCAGUCGGCUGCUCCUCCAACACUGCCUCGGCCACUGCCUCAGCGCUCCCCUCAAACGCACCUCUCCUCAACCCUACCGGCCGCGAGGCCGCCUGCGUUAUCAGCAACGAUGCCGAAGUCAACGACCACGCCUUCUGGGACCUCUACGCAUGUUGCAAAGGGGGCGACAUGACCGCCAUGGGCGACCCAAUGCUGUGCACUGCACAGUGCAAGCCCAAAGACGGACAGACAUGGGAGGAUCUCGGCGACUGUCUGAGCAAGAGGGUCGAGGUCGUGGUGUGCAAGCCCGACCAGGCUGAAAUCGCAACCGGUGCGCCACAACAAGCCAGUGAAUCGGCAGCCCAGUCCACGGCUUCUGCGAGCGGAACUCAAAGUGCUAGUGCAAGUAGCAGUGGCCCGGCUGAAGCCAGUGGAUCGAGCGCUGCGACGAGCAUGCAUGCUGUGCAGGCGACUACUUCAAAGGCAGGACUUGUCAUCUUCGGUCUUGUGGCACUGGGUUCUGCUAUGGGCAUGUUCUUGUAG
Molecule: messenger RNA, 651 nt
Organism: Plenodomus lingam JN3
Lineage: Eukaryota; Fungi; Ascomycota; Dothideomycetes; Pleosporales; Leptosphaeriaceae
Source: RefSeq, a predicted model, not a curated record